Molecule: messenger RNA, 1005 nt
Organism: Erigeron canadensis
Lineage: Eukaryota; Viridiplantae; Streptophyta; Magnoliopsida; Asterales; Asteraceae
Product: probable glucan endo-1,3-beta-glucosidase At4g16260
Exons: 3
Coding region: 1-1005 (334 amino acids)
Biological process (GO): carbohydrate metabolic process
Cellular component (GO): plasma membrane
Molecular function (GO): hydrolase activity, hydrolyzing O-glycosyl compounds
Source: RefSeq, a predicted model, not a curated record
AUGGCAAAAGGUCAUCGCCAGCUGGCCCAACCAAGCCUUGGUGUACCAAUUGGAAUAUGUUAUGGCCGUGUGGCUAACAACCUUCCAUCACCUACCGACGCCGUGAACCUCAUAAACACGAAUGGAAUCACAAGCAUUCGACUAUUUAACCCAGUUGCGGAGUCACUACAGCCAUUUUCCGGGACAGGAAUCCAACUCACUAUUGGUGUGCCCAAUGAAGAUCUCCCUUCCAUCGCGGCUGGUGACGUUACCACUGCUCUGGAGUGGCUUCAAACCAACAUCUUUGCACAUGUCUCCGCUGAUCAAAUCCGGUACUUGGUAGUUGGAAAUGAAGUAUUUUCAAAGGAUACAUUUUACACACCUCAUGUUAUUCCUGCCAUUCUCAACCUUCAUCAAGCUUUACAAUCUCUUAACUUAUCAGAAAAGAUCAAAAUAUCAUCGGCGCAAGCAGCUUCAAUUCUAUCAAAUUCUUAUCCUCCAUCGUCUUCAUCGUUCGAUCCAAACAUAUUACCCGAGUUAACCCAUUUUCUUCAGUUCCUACGCGACACUUCAUCGCCACUAAUGGUUAACGUGUACCCUUACUUUAGCUACAUAAACAACCCACAAUUCGUGUCGUUGGAUUCUGCAUUGUUUAGGCCAGCCGCAGGAAGUGUUUUAAACGAUCAAAAUUUGGUAUACGACAACUUGUUUGAUCAGACGAUUGAUGCAUUUAUAUACGCGAUGGAGAGAGAAGGGUACGGUGGAAUUGCGGUAGUUGUGACCGAGACAGGGUGGCCGACGGCGGAUGGUGAUGCAGCUAGUGGUGAGAAUGCAUUGGCUUACAAUGGUAAUGUUGUGAAAAGGAGUUUGGAAAAUGUUGGCACACCUAAAAGGCCUGGUGUUGGUGUUGAGGUUUUUUUGUUUGGUUUGUUUGAUGAGAAUGAGAAAAAAAGGAAUGAAUUUGAGAAACAUUUUGGGAUUUUCGGGGUUAAUGGUGUUAAGGCAUAUGAUCUUGUUUUUCAUUAA